AAACCCGUCCCAGUUAUAUUACUCAUCAAAAAUCCAUAGAGAAUAUUAUCUACUACCCCUCUCCAUUGAAGCGCGUGAAAUACAAUAUAGUUUAAGAAGGCAGAGAUUGUCCGAGAUUGUCAUCCACCCUUAUAGAAAAGCGCGUAACCUAGUGAUUCUCCUGUAAUUUCCCGUAUCCAUCGAACUCCCAACACUUCCCACACCCAAACAAGAACACGCACAGUGCGAUCUUGGGAGAGAUGAGAGGCAUGGCAGCAUUCUCACCAUCAAAACACUGGCAACCCACAACCCCAAUCAACCCAACAAAUCAAUCUACCAGAAACCUCAACACCAACCUAAUUCAAUUCAACAAGAACAACCACCCAUCACCCAAAAGAACAACACCACUUCCCUCUUUUUCCAUAAAACCCUCCAAAACCCCAAUUCAACCGAUACAAAGCACCAUCCCACCAUUGGUGGUUGUUGGAUCAGCCAAUGCAGACAUAUAUGUGGAGAUUGACAGACUCCCCAAGGAGGGUGAGACCAUCUCAGCCAAGACUGGCCAAACCCUAGCUGGUGGCAAAGGGGCCAACCAGGCUGUGUGCGGUGGGAAGCUGUCAUACCCAACUUAUUUUGUGGGACAGGUUGGCGAGGAUGCUCAUGGGAGGUUGAUUGCUGAGGCACUUGAGGGUGGUGGGGUCCACCUUGAUCACCUCAACAUUGUGUCUGCUGCACCUACUGGCCAUGCUGUGGUGAUGCUCCAAUCUGAUGGCCAAAACUCCAUCAUCAUUGUUGGGGGUGCCAACAUGAGUUGUUGGCCCCAAACUCUCUCUGAGGAGGACCUGGAGACUGUGAGGAGUGCUGGGAUUGUUUUGCUUCAGAGGGAAAUCCCAGAUUAUGUCAACAUUCAAGUUGCAAAGGCUGCAAGAAGUGCUGGUGUCCCAGUCAUCCUGGAUGCUGGAGGAGUAGAUGCACCCAUCCCACCAGAACUACUGAGUUUUGUUGAUAUUCUGAGCCCAAAUGAAUCUGAACUUGAUCGUUUAACGGGAAUGCAGACUGAAAGUUUUGAUCAGAUUAGUCAAGCUGUGCUAAAAUGCCAUAAAAUGGGUGUCAAACAAAUCCUCGUAAAACUUGGGUCCAAAGGUUCUGCUCUAUUUGUGGAAGGAGAAGAACCCAUUAAGCAACCCAUCAUAUCAGCUGCUAGAGUCCUCGACACAACUGGAGCUGGUGAUACUUUUACCGCUGCUUUCGCUGUGGCACUUGUGGAGGGGAAGUCCAAAACGGAAUGCUUGAGAUUUGCCGCUGCUGCAGCCUCUCUCUGUGUACAAGUGAAAGGAGCAAUUCCAAGCAUGCCUGACAGGAAAUCAGUUUUGGAUCUUCUUCAGUCACUUUGAAGAUUCUGUUUCUAGGUCGGCUCAACAUGCACAUAAGUAGAAGAUAAGAGCUGACAUUUUCUUUUUCAAUUCUUAGGUACCAUUGAAUAAAUGAUUAUUUAACUUGUAGGAAAAUUUAAACUCAGAUUCCUUGUACCAAUAAUUUUUUGGGUAAA
Molecule: messenger RNA, 1528 nt
Organism: Cornus florida
Lineage: Eukaryota; Viridiplantae; Streptophyta; Magnoliopsida; Cornales; Cornaceae
Product: ribokinase-like
Exons: 4
Coding region: 240-1373 (377 amino acids)
Biological process (GO): D-ribose metabolic process
Molecular function (GO): ribokinase activity
Source: RefSeq, a predicted model, not a curated record